This is a messenger RNA of Bipolaris victoriae FI3, 861 nucleotides long. RefSeq lists its product as hypothetical. Gene Ontology annotation, cellular component: membrane; clathrin vesicle coat. Gene Ontology annotation, biological process: endocytosis. The transcript has a single exon. The record is from RefSeq and is a predicted model, not a curated record. NCBI's taxonomy places the organism in Eukaryota, Fungi, Ascomycota, Dothideomycetes, Pleosporales, Pleosporaceae. Bases 1 to 861 code for a protein of 286 amino acids.
AUGAACGUUGACCCUCUGACGGGCGCACCGCUGCCGUCCACCGCAAUCCAGCGCAUUCUGUACCUCGCGCCCAAAGUGCACAUAUACCAGAUCCCACCGGCGACGUCGACAAAAGGGUACCAAGCCUCUACGUGGACGGCCAACAACAAUCAGCUACAGAUCUUCACCGCGCGAUUACGCAUCGUCGAGACCUCGAUACCCAGCGCAUCCUCGGACGACGCAAGCGGCAACGAUGACAACGAAAAAGUAACGACGACAAUCCUGCUCGAAGACCCCAAGAACGGGGAUCUUUUUGCUGCAGCACCGUAUACUAGUGAGCGCACCGUCGAACAGGCACUGGACAGCAGUCGCUUCUUCGCCAUCACCGUCGUAGGCGAGGGCCGCAAAGCUGUGCUAGGCAUGGGCUUCGAAGAACGCAGUGAAGCCUUCGACUUCUCCAUCGCCCUCCAAGACGCCCGGCGCGUACUAGGUUUCGAAUCCAAAUCCGCCUCAUCCCUCUCCUCACGAUCCUCAUCCAAAACCUCUGCUCCCGUGGCUGAAGAAGUAAAGCGCGAUUUCAGCCUCAAGGCCGGAGAGACAAUAUCGAUUAACCUUGGCGGACUCAAGGGCCGGCGGUCGAGGAGCCAUGAGAGCGAUAAGAGCGACGAGGGCAAGAAGAGCGAUCAGGAUGCCCUGUUUAGUAUAAAACCGCCACCUGGGAGCGGGCCUGGAGGCGCGUUUUUGCCCCCGCCCCCCAGUGCGAAGAGUGUGAAGGAAGAGAGAAGGAGGAGUAGACAGACGUUUGAUGCGGCGAGCUUGCCGCCGAAACAGACGGCCGAGGAUCUAGGGUUUGAUGAUGGAGAGUUUGGAGAGUUUCAAUGA